Messenger RNA from Triticum dicoccoides, 630 nucleotides. Its product is annotated as tRNA-specific 2-thiouridylase MnmA-like. Gene Ontology annotation, molecular function: sulfurtransferase activity. The transcript is spliced from 5 exons. The annotation marks the transcript as partial. The record is from RefSeq and is a predicted model, not a curated record. Gene Ontology annotation, biological process: tRNA processing. NCBI's taxonomy places the organism in Eukaryota, Viridiplantae, Streptophyta, Magnoliopsida, Poales, Poaceae.
UUAGAAGCAAUUGAAAAUUUGGGAUUUGAUUACAUAGCUUCAGGACAUUAUGCACAUGUAGUCCAUCCACACGUUGAGAACGCUAAAGAACCAUCGGUGCUCCAACUUUUGAAAGACGAGAUCAAGGAUCAAACUUAUUUCCUCUCACAUCUCUCUCAGCCCCAGCUUAGAAGGCUUCUUUUUCCACUGGGGUGUAUAACAAAGGAUGAAGUUCGCAGUCUGGCUGUUCAGAUGGACCUUCCUAACCAAGCUAGAAAGGAUUCUCAGGGGAUAUGUUUUCUUGGAAAGGUCAAAUUCAGUGAGUUUGUUCAAAGACAUAUUGGAGAAAUGGAGGGUAUACUUCUUGAGGCUGAAACUGGAGAUUACCUAGGGAUGCACCGUGGGUUUUGGUUCUAUACGAUUGGUCAGCGACAAGGUUUGCGACUUUCUGGAGGACCUUGGUAUGUUGUGGAGAAAGAUGUGCAAAAUAAUGUGGUUUUUGUAUCAAGGAAUUACUAUUCACUGGAUAAGAGGAGGCGAACAUUUCGUGUUGGAUCGAUGAACUGGUUUAGCGAUUCUGGGCCAGCGAUUACCGCGCGCCGCCAUGAACGCCGCGACGAGGAAAUCUUUUAGUUACAUUACAUCGUUGGC